This is a messenger RNA of Drosophila serrata, 886 nucleotides long. Its product is annotated as seminase-like. Lineage: Eukaryota; Metazoa; Arthropoda; Insecta; Diptera; Drosophilidae. The record is from RefSeq and is a predicted model, not a curated record. Gene Ontology annotation, biological process: proteolysis. Gene Ontology annotation, molecular function: serine-type endopeptidase activity.
GUUAUUAUUCUACAUUCUCCGAUGGCUAUGCUGUCUUUUCAGCUUUCCGGCUACUUUCUGGCGGUCGUCGCUUUGGCCAGGAUUGAUUAUGUCUUGGCCGAGGACGUUAAAAUAGAUGUGGAUAAGCUAAGAAAACUUGUGACAACUUCUCCACUGCAUACACGUGUCGUAGGGGGCUCGGUGACCACCAAUGGGAAACUCGGAGGCUACUUAGUACAACUACAUUACAUGGACGAUUUCAUCUGCGGCGGCUCUUUGAUUCACGAUCUUAUAGUCCUGACGGCGGCCCACUGUUUCAUAGGCAGGCCGCAUAUACAGGAAUGGAUGGCUGUCGGCGGCGCAUCCACACUUCACGAGACUGGAGAGCGCCGUCGGAUAAAGGAGAUGAUCAAACCGCUUUCGUUUAACGCCACUUCAAUGAACAUGGAUGUUGCCUUGCUAAUGCUGAAGAAACCGAUGAAGGGAACAAAUAUUGGCAAGCUCAGCCUGUGCAAACAGCCCCUGAAAAAUGGCAAUCUGCUGACCGUUUCCGGAUGGGGUAUGACCGAUUCAGAGCAGACCGGCCCACAGGAACUGCUCCGUACGGUUCAAGUGCCAGUUAUCGACAAGAGGGUAUGUCGCUCUGUUUAUCGAUCAGCGGUUGAAUUAUCGGAUACCAUGUUCUGUGCUGGAGUGCUGGGCAAACAGGAUGCGUGUGUCUUCGAUUCUGGUGGUCCGAUAGUGCGCAAUAAGGAGGUCUGCGGUAUCGUGUCCUUUGGCAUCGGUUGCGCCGGCAAUCGUUACCCUGGCGUCUAUACGGACAUCACCUACUUGAAGCCUUUCAUAGAGAAAAGCAUGAAGGCGCUUUUAAAGGAAUAAAGAAAUGUACUAAUGAUUACCAAUUGAU